AAAAAAUAAAUAAUAAAUCUUUUGCUGAUAAAAAAUAAAUAACAUAUAUAUAUAUAUAUAUAUAUAUAUAUGUAUAUAUAUAUAUAUAUUGCCUUAAUUCAAUCUCGCAUCAACACUCUAGUCCGCUAGUCGCUGGGUCACAACUCAGUCAUAUUAGUGAACGACAUUAGGAGGAGAAUGAAAGAUAAUGAUAAAUGAUAAUGCAGAAGCUUAGCAGACAAUGGAGAAAAUCUGAUUACGACGAGGACGAUAAAUUCACCUUGCCAACUCGCGAUGAUUUUCGUCCCAUUGAUUCCCAAGAACAAGAGGAAUUGGUUCGAUCUCUCGAGAAAGUUCAAACCCAGCAAUCUCUUCUCUGGAGGGCUGUGUUCUCAGGGCUACUCUUGUGUUAUGUGGCUUUUCUUCUAUAUUCAAUCUAUCAACAGGCCUAUUAUCCCUGGGAAUUGCGAUAUCAUGCUUACUUCAUAUAUGAAGUUGACGCGUGGACCAUCAUUGCUGCAGAUUGGGCAGCUAUUUUGGCAUGCUUAAUGACCAUAAAGGGAUUAUUGCAUGAAGCAAAUUAUUGUAAGAGGUGGCUAUGGUCUUCGUGCUGCAUUGGCAUGAUAGUGGCAGUGUUUUGGUUGCAUCAUAUGCUAAGGUUGGCAAGGUUUAGAUGGGAUAUUCUAUGGCUACCAUUAGGGCCCCUUAGUGGAGCUGGAGUCUGUAUUUAUGUAGACUAUUUACUAACUGUGUCAUCCGAAGAAGUACGGAAACUUAGAGGAUAUAUGUAUGCGUAUAAAGCCAGGUAAGAGCAUAGAGAAUGUAUGUAUGCGGCCUUAAAGCCCGUAAGAGCAUUGCCCAAAUCGAAUUUUAAUACUCAGUCUAGUUCCAUUAUAGUUUUCUCUCUUUAUUUUUCUUGGGGUACGAUGGCUACUGUAAAGUUCAGUGUUUGAAACGAAGGGGCUGAAGUUAGUGGGCAGAGCUCCUCUAAUCCACUCUUCUUUCCCCAAGAAGCGACUUCUAUAUGUUCAUUUGAUAUAUCACUAUAAAUCUUUGUUCCUAGCACUGAUAGAAAAACAUUGGUUUUGGUGGAAAUUUUUGUUCC
Messenger RNA from Capsicum annuum, 1084 nucleotides. RefSeq lists its product as uncharacterized. The record is from RefSeq and is a predicted model, not a curated record. The transcript is spliced from 7 exons. The coding region runs from base 195 to 788 and encodes 197 amino acids. Lineage: Eukaryota; Viridiplantae; Streptophyta; Magnoliopsida; Solanales; Solanaceae.